Molecule: messenger RNA, 1779 nt
Organism: Teleopsis dalmanni
Lineage: Eukaryota; Metazoa; Arthropoda; Insecta; Diptera; Diopsidae
Product: craniofacial development protein 2-like
Exons: 1
Coding region: 1-1779 (592 amino acids)
Biological process (GO): chromatin remodeling
Cellular component (GO): nucleus
Molecular function (GO): catalytic activity
Source: RefSeq, a predicted model, not a curated record
AUGAGUCAAAAUCCGAUGAUAAUACAGUCUCCAAGUGGUACCCGUACUGAUACGGCGAAUCCAUCUGCUUCGGCAGCACGCACGGAUUUAGAGGUGCGAAACUCACGUUCAAACAGAAUCAAUACGAUAGGUACAACUGUAACCACAACAACUUUAAACAACCAACCACGAAACAACCAAAACUUUCUCUCAAUGAAAUCAAAAUCCAUGAUCGGCGUCUGGAAUGUUCGAUCCCUAAUCGGACCAGGUAAACUUGAGCAACUAUCCCGGGAACUCUUUAAAUUCAAGCUUGACAUGAUCGGCAUCAGCGAGUGCAGAUGGAAAGACUCCGGGGAAAUCAACUUAUCUAAUGGAACUAAGUUUCUGUACUCUGGCAGAAGUGAUACCCAUCAUAAUGGUGUCGGUUUUCUCCUCAGCAAAACUGCGGUUCGUGCCCUCUUACAAUGGCAGCCAAUCAACGACCGCUUCAUUUGGUGCCGAUUUCGCUCCCGUGCACGAAACGUGACUAUAAUACAAACCUACGCUCCCACUGAAGUCGCCGAUUCCGAUGAAAAACUGGCCUAUUAUAAUCAGCUUUCGUCUAUUAUUCAUAAUGCUCAUAAACGAGAUAUUCUAAUUGUAAUGGGUGACUUAAACGCCAAAAUUGGUGCGGACAACACAAACAUAGAGCACAUAAUGGGAAAACAUGGUCUGGGGACCAGAAACGAAAAUGGUGAACUCCUAAUUGAAGCGUGCAAUGACGCCAACCUUGUUAUCGGGGGCUCCAUUUUCCCUCACAAAGCCUGCCAUAAGUCAACAUGGGUGUCACCCGACGGUCAAACCGAAAAUCAGAUUGACCACAUCUGUAUAGGAAAAAUGUGGAGAAGCAGCCUCUUGGACGUACGCACCAAGAGAACCGCCGACAUCGGAUCGGAUCAUCAUCUUCUAGUCGCGACACUUCGUUUAAAAAUCUGCACCGCUGGACAACGACGUACUUUGAACUCACUGCCUAAACUCGAUAUUUCGAAACUAAAUUCUGAAGACGUAAAAAACACCUUCGUCAGCAAACUUAGUACCUCAAUUGAACAGCUCCAAAGUCCAGAAGUGUCCGGUAACACUGAACAAAUUUGGCAGACAAUUAAAUCAGCAUUUCUUACAAACGCAGAAGAUGUCUUGGGUCUUCGACCCCGCAACAGAAAGCCGUGGAUGUCAGAGUCUACCUGGUCUCUCAUCGAAUGCCGCAGAGCUGCAAAGAUCACACGCGACAAUGCUAAAACAAGAGCGCUCAAAGCAGAAACCCAAUUCUCCUACAAUGAGAUGGUGAAACGAGUGAAGCUUUCAUGCAAGCGAGACAAACGUUUAUGGUAUGACAAUCUUGCAAGUAAAGCUGAAGCAGCAGCCGAACAGAGAAAUAUGAAAAUUUUAUAUGACGUCACAAAAGAGCUUGCAGGCAGAAGGUUCCGCCGUAUAGGCCCUAUACGGGACAAAAAUGGCCGACUUCUCAUUUCCACCGAAAACCAGCUUCAACGUUUCAGGGAACAUUUUUCAGAAACUCUAUGUAACAAUACUACCACUAUCACCCACACCGUCACACCGGCUGAACAAAACAGCUUCUCCAGCCUAAACAGUCGCAGUACAUCUGUUAUGAAUAGAGUACCUGAUGAAGAAAAAAUUGUUCAAGCUAUAGGCAGUUUAAAGAAUAAUAAGGCAGCUGGUUCAGAUAAUAUCACAGCGGAACUGUUAAAAGCUUGUCCUUCGACUACCGCUAAAAUGUUUCAACCUCUCCUGAAAAACAUAUAG